Molecule: messenger RNA, 1344 nt
Organism: Lampris incognitus (smalleye Pacific opah)
Lineage: Eukaryota; Metazoa; Chordata; Actinopteri; Lampriformes; Lampridae
Exons: 5
Coding region: 146-1183 (345 amino acids)
Source: RefSeq, a predicted model, not a curated record
CCGGAUUUUUAAACGUACUGUAAUUCAUUAUACCCAUAGCUUUAGCCCAGAUAUAAUCAAAUACGCACACAGGGUAUUGUUGUGUUUUUACUUUACCAGUUUAGUUACAUUACCACUAACAUAUUAGCGUUUAAAUGUAGCAUCAAUGGGAAAUGCACAGAGUUGCAUUAUUAUAUCUGUCUCGGCGUGUUCCGUUUUUCUACUUUACGCUCAUAUUUAUCGCUCUCAUAAAACGUUGCAAACAAACGCGGUGAAUUACGACGGUAGGCUUCCGAGCUUCGGUUAUCUCUACUUCAAAUAUGUAAUUAACGCACUUUGUAGAAAACAAGGCCACUUGUACCCAAGUAAUGCGAAGGGGAAGUUUGAUGUUGCCUACAAUGUCCUGAACUGUAGGCUGGAGACUUCACUGCUGAGGAUGUUCUGCAAUUCUGCAGGUUAUGGUUGGGACUACCCAGACAGUGAAUACAGAGACAUUCCCCUGUGUUUUCCAGAGAUUCUCUGUCUAAGACUGAUGCUUAUAAUCCUAACUGCAAGCAAUUUCAGGUUGAAUCCUGCAGGUCUAGUUCGUGUGCGUCAGAGCUUGAGAACAUUGCAGCCAAUUGAUGAGCUGAAGAAGGGCCCAUUCAUUCUGUACGGCCAAGUCCUGGAGUACCGUCCUGUUGACGCUGGGGUGGAGGUUGACGUCUCACUCUCUGCCACCUCCCAUUCCAACUACCUGGUGUGGCAGAGUGUAUUGACAUUACUGUCCAAGAGCAAAUUCCACAGAGCACCCAGACCCGUACCCAAGGAUGAAAGCAAGAGUGAGAACUGUUGUCAGCCAGAUAUCCCCACACCAGAGGAAGUGAAGAAGGUAGCGAUGAGAAUUCCUGGCCACUCCUUACAUCAGCUCUUCACCCUACCAGCCAGGCUCCUUGGCUACAGAUGCCACACCUCUCCCAGUCUCUGGAUGCUGUCUGUCUGUCUGGCUGAAAUAGAAAAGCACAAAGGAGUUGAAGCCAUCAGAGCCCCCAUCUCUGUCACUGCCCGAUUUAAGGAGACUGAUUCAGUAUCUGGGAAAGUGAUGAUAAAGAUCUGGGAGACUGCAUUUGAGGAUGGGCAGUCUUCUGGCCAAGGCCUCAGCUUCCAGAUGGAACAACAAAGAACCAGGGUUGCUCACGUGGAAGGCUUAAUCUGUAGGACUUGAACAACCCAUAUAUUAUUCAUUCUGCUAUCAAAGUACAAUAAAUAUGCUGUAUGCAAAUAUAUGUUUUGUUUGAUUUUUAUUAGAAUAGUUUUCUUCGUUGUACAUCAUAGGUCUAUAUUGACACUGUUUUGAGGUACAAGAUGGGGCAAAUGUAGACAUGG